AUGAACCCCAUAUUUUUUCUUUUCACUUGUACGCUUAUAUGGAAAUGCACAAGGGCAGCAGACCUUUUCAAUUACCAAGGUUGUUACGACGCUUCAGAUAUGGAGGAACUGGGCAUGACCUCGAAAGGUUCCUACAUGUACCAAUCUCAAUCUUAUUGUCAGCAACAAUGUGCAGGUUAUCAGUUCGCAGCACUUUAUCAGGGGGACCAAUGUUACUGUGGCAAGGAUGCCAGCGUAUUGGCAAAAUUACAAUCAUCUGGCACUUGCUCAGUCGCAUGUGCAGGUUGGCCAUAUCAAACUUGUGGUGGGACCUCCGCCAUGGAAGUCUAUGUGGAUGCUUCCGUCUCCGUUUCCUCGGGUUCUUCUGCAUCGUCGACAUCUGAAGCUUCCAGUGUCUCAUCUUUGUCUACAUCUGCAUCAAAAUCGAGUAGUAAGAAAGCAACAACAAGCUCAUCAUCGUCGUCAUCAACAUCCUCAACAUCAUCCAUAACCACUACCUUGCAGCCUUCAUCAUCAUCUGCCACUUCGUCAUCGUCAUCCGCAUCUGUUGCAGUUUCAUCAUCUGCCAGUUCAGUAUCCUCCUCGUCAUCGACUUCCUCUUCCUCGUCAUCUGCAUCUUCUUCUUCCUCAUCAUCUUCAGUAAUACUCACAUCUUUGAGGUAUACUACGCAUAUCGUCACAAAAUCUGUGAUAACACAAUCAAAUCAACAACCAAAGACAAUUAUAGUGACCACAACAUCCGUCGUGGAAACAUCUUCACCAUCCACCUCUUCAACAACAAAUAAUUCCAUAAAUAAUAAAUCUACAUCAGGGAAGAGUAAAAAACUAAGUGGUGGUGCCAUCGCUGGUAUUGUCAUUGGUGUUGUAUUCGGUGUCAUUAUAAUAGCCGCUAUCCUAAUUCUUUUCCUUGUCUAUAAGCAUCGUCAAAAUAAGAUAAAUAUGGAUGAAAACAAACAAUAUCAACCAUAUUCAUUCGGUGACGAAGAUGCAAAUCCAAUCAUAAUACCAAAUAGUAACAAAUUUAGUCAACAAAGAGCAUUAUCUUCCAAGACAACAACCAGUACAUCAUUACCAAUGGCAUCCACCGUCGCUGCCGCUGGUACAUCUACAAAGAAUUGGCAUUUACCAUCAAGGAAUAACACUUCAAAUAGCACACCAUCAUUCGGAAUAAUACCGAAAAGUGGGAAUGGUAAUAAUAAUAAUAACAAUCAAGACAUCCCUCAUACUGUAUUUGAAGAGGAUGAAGAUAAUGAACAGCCACAAAUGUCAAAUCCAUUAUUAAGACCACCAAACCCAACUCAUGGUUCAUUCUAUGAUGGUGUACAAAGAUUUAGUGCUACUUCAUUACCAGACAUGAUGCAAGAAAGAAAUAACUUACGUAUCGUCAAUCCGGAUGACGAGUAUGACGAUGACUCGAUAAAGAAUGAAGCUGAUGACAGUUAUAAUGUCAAUACUUCAACUGAUAAUUCGGACGUUUAA
Molecule: messenger RNA, 1479 nt
Organism: Naumovozyma castellii
Lineage: Eukaryota; Fungi; Ascomycota; Saccharomycetes; Saccharomycetales; Saccharomycetaceae
Gene: WSC2
Product: Wsc2p
Exons: 1
Coding region: 1-1479 (492 amino acids)
Source: RefSeq, a predicted model, not a curated record